GCUCUUCGUCAUUUGACGACUUUGAGCCCCGAGAGGCUCGAUUGACAGCCGCAGCCGUGCAGAAGCGAGUACACGAUUGUGAUCUUCAGCUUGUAGCUCCAGUCUCCUUUAGCAGGUUCGAUGUCCGCUGCCAUGAUGCAGUCAGACUCCACUGCCGAGUCCUCUAGAAGUGGUCGACGACGAUCCUGUUUUCGGCCCUGUAUCGAUUUGCAUGGAGGGGUGGUCAAGCAGAUUGUAGGAGGUACAUUGGACCUGACUGAAGAUGGGAAAGGGGAAGGACCCAAAGAAAACUUUGUAGCCAAGCAUCCGCCGUCAUACUAUGCGGAUCUGUAUCGCGCUCACGACCUUCGCGGAGGUCAUAUCAUAAAGCUUGGACCUGGGAAUGAUGAAGCUGCUCGAGAAGCGCUGAAAGCUUGGCCUGACGGAAUGCAAGUUGGAGGAGGAAUGAAUGAGGAGAACGCGGAAGACUGGUUGAAUGCAGGUGCCGAGAAGGUCAUCGUCACUAGCUGGUUGUUUCCCAAUGCUACUUGCGAUAUGGACAGGCUGAGGCGAUUAUCCAAGAAGAUUGGCAAGGAUCGCUUAGUGGUUGACAUUUCGUGCCGCCGACGGGAUAAGGAAUGGAUUGUCGCGAUGAACGGAUGGAAGACUUUGACAGAUAUGAAAGUGAACCGGGAAAACAUACAGCAGAUUGAAGAGUACUGUUCAGAGUUAUUGAUACAUGCUGCGGACGUGGAAGGACUUUGCCAAGGGAUAGAUGAGGAGCUUGUACAGCGACUUGGAGAAUGGGUCAGUAUACCCUGCACCUACGCCGGAGGGGCAAAGGGUAAGUCCCGAGGACGCUUGAGCAUGCCACCUUCUCUUCUGAUGGAUCCUCCAGACCUUUCGGAUCUUGCUUUGGUCGAUAAACUUUCCAAUGGCAAAGUCGAUCUAACGUUUGGCUCGUAUGUCGAUUGCCUCACCGGUCGCGCUUACAGAAUCCUCUAGAUCCCUUGACAUCUUCGGAGGCGCAGGUGUUAAAUUUGAUGAAUUGGUCAAAGCGGAUGAGGCUGCUAGAGCCUUCUCUAAGCAUGACUGAUAGACAGAUCUCAGAUGCACAA
Kockovaella imperatae is the source of this 1097-nucleotide messenger RNA. RefSeq names its product histidine biosynthesis enzyme 1--5-imidazole-4-carboxamide isomerase. Gene Ontology annotation, cellular component: cytoplasm. The coding region runs from base 121 to 984 and encodes 287 amino acids. Gene Ontology annotation, molecular function: 1-(5-phosphoribosyl)-5-[(5-phosphoribosylamino)methylideneamino]imidazole-4-carboxamide isomerase activity. Lineage: Eukaryota; Fungi; Basidiomycota; Tremellomycetes; Tremellales; Cuniculitremaceae. The transcript is spliced from 6 exons. The record is from RefSeq and is a predicted model, not a curated record. Gene Ontology annotation, biological process: L-tryptophan biosynthetic process; L-histidine biosynthetic process.